Messenger RNA from Sclerotinia trifoliorum, 2253 nucleotides. The record is from the annotation of a GenBank genome assembly. NCBI's taxonomy places the organism in Eukaryota, Fungi, Ascomycota, Leotiomycetes, Helotiales, Sclerotiniaceae.
UAUCUAUUAUCAGUUGAACUUCUUGCUUCCAACAACAUCAAUUCGAGUUCUUGUCAUAUAUGCAAUUGAAUCGAUAAUUCAAUUAGCUAAUUGAUUUUCAUUUUCAUGUAAACUACAUCCAUAUCAUAAAUCAUCACAUCAGCAUUUGCCAGGAUAAUAAUAGUAUCCCAACGGACCCUACCUACCUGCACCCAUACCAUACCAUACCAUACCCUAGUCGCUCUUUGGCCUGGCCCCCUUCUCAAUUCUCGGUCCAAUCCAACAUCCACCCAUCCACCGUUCAUUAUUCACAGUGGCAGUGGCCAGUACUUUUCAAUCCUUGAAUCAAUCAUCUCAUCCUUCAUCCAUCAUUCCGUCACUACAUUCGAUUAUCUGGCACUCACCAUUCACCUACGAAAUAUACUACACAUCACGAUACGAUCCUAUACCGACCGACCGACCGAUAUUCCUUCACAACCCACUUACACACAUACAUACAACACUUAUAUUACACAUACAAUAUGCCUUGUGGAUUAGGAGGAUCAAAAACGACCCAGAGGAAACUGGUCUUGUUGUAUGUUGUAUUUUAUUUUUUACCCUGACUUGGAUCCAGUCUUUCCACCUUAUCUUUUACUCUACGGGAUGUGAAAGAGGCAGGGAACAGGAUCUCGUCAUAUUACACCGAUUUUAUCAUACGGAUAAGAUUAUGCGAUGAAAUGGUAGUCGACUAAAGUCGCAUCAGAGGCGCAGUGGUGAAAAUGAUAUAUUCGAUUCGAUUCGAUUUGAUUGCAAUUACGACUGCAAUUGCAAUCAUCAUUGUUCUGUUGCAGGUUAUUUCUACCGGAGAUCUGUUUAUUGGGAAUGAAUACAUUGCUAACGAUGCUUGUGUGAUAGAGGGGAUGGUGCUUGCGGAAAAACAAGCUUACUUAAUGUCUUUACGAGAGGGUAGGUUUGGACUUUUUUAACGUUAAAAUUGAGAUGAAAUUAGGGAGGGGGCUGAUGUUGGAACUCUAGAUACUUCCCAACAGUAUAUGAACCUACAGUCUUUGAGAAUUACGUUCAUGGUAUGUCUUUUAUCUCUGUCCUUCGUGCCCCUUCCAUAUUUACUGCAUAAUUUUCGCGGGACUCCGACUUACAUUUUCGCCCAUUUUAGAUAUCUUCGUCGAUGGUACACAUAUCGAACUUUCCCUAUGGGAUACAGCCGGUCAAGAAGAAUUCGACCGAUUACGCUCCCUUUCUUACGAUGAUACACAUGCAAUUAUGCUUUGUUUCUCCGUCGACUCAAAAGAUUCUUUGGAAAACGUCGAAUCUAAAUGGGUAGGCGAAAUCGCCGAGAAUUGUCAAGGUGUCAAACUAGUUCUAGUCGCAUUGAAAUGUGAUUUGAGAGAACAAGGCGCGGAUGAUGAAGCGGUAGAGGGAACAGAUGGUGCAGAGCCUAGGGAAAAGAAGCCAAUGAUUGAUUAUAACCAAGGCUUGGAGGUCGCCAGAAGAAUCAAUGCGCUGAGAUAUUUGGAAUGCUCGGCAAUGAGGAAUAGGGGAGUUAACGAGGCAUUUACGGAGGCGGCUAGGGUCGCAUUGAGUGUUGAUCCGAAUGGGGGUGAUGGUAAUGGGAAGUGUGAGGUUAUGUAGUGGGUGUAUAAAGUAUGUGGGGAUUUUUUCAUGGAAGGAGAUUUGACUUCUUCUCUUUGUUUUCCUGAUUCUGGGAAGGCGUUGGAGGUUGGAGCGUGAGAUCUGUUGUGAUUUGCUCACAGGUGGUACAUAUAAUUUUACCGGGGGUAGAAGAGGACUCUUGAGUUCUCUUCCGGAGGGUUUCUUUCACAUCCAACACUCAUAUGGAUUUUAGGUUGGGGCGGUGAAAUUCACAUCCCGCUCUUCUUCCUUCCUUACUUUCUCUUCCUCCUACAUCAAUUUCCUGGAGGAAAGGAGAGAAGAGGAAAAGGAAAUUAUUUCAAAUUUCGAUUCAUGAACAUAUAACUUCAAUUCUGAUAUUUUACCUAUCUUCUUUUUCUUUUUAACCUCUUUUUCUUCUUUUUCUCUUCUUUCUUCUUCCUCUUUUUCUUCUUCUCCUUCCUACCGACAUCCACGACGCGGAAUUAGGGAUAUCUAUUGAUGUGAUGGAUGGGUGGAUAGGGUGGAUGGUCGGAUGACCGGUUGUUAGAUGAUGGUAGAGCCAAAAGUAGGGUGGGAUUCCCGGAUGAGUUCGAGGUUACUUGUGGUGUGUGCAUGCGCGGUUGAGUUGAAGCGGCGGUGAGAGGAUGGGGUGAGGGAGGGGAA